AUGGCAUAUCCCCUACAAUUAGGCUUUCAAGAUGCCACAUCUCCUAUUAUAGAAGAGCUCCUACACUUUCAUGACCAUACAUUAAUAAUUGUAUUUCUAAUUAGCUCGCUAGUCCUCUAUAUUAUCUCAUUGAUACUAACAACCAAGCUUACACAUACAAGCACAAUAGAUGCUCAAGAAGUAGAGACCAUCUGAACGAUCCUGCCCGCCAUCAUCCUAAUUCUCAUUGCCCUACCCUCCCUGCGAAUUCUUUAUAUAAUAGAUGAAAUCAACAGCCCCUCCCUUACAGUUAAAACCAUAGGACAUCAGUGAUACUGAAGCUACGAGUACACUGACUACGAAGAUUUGAACUUUGACUCCUACAUAAUCCCUACCCAAGAGCUAAAACCAGGAGAACUUCGGCUACUAGAAGUUGACAACCGAGUAGUUUUACCAAUAGAAAUAACUAUUCGCAUACUAAUUUCAUCAGAAGACGUACUACACUCAUGAGCUGUCCCAUCCCUAGGUCUAAAAACUGACGCUAUUCCAGGUCGACUAAACCAAACAACCCUAAUAGGCACACGACCUGGAUUAUACUAUGGUCAAUGCUCAGAAAUCUGUGGCUCAAACCACAGUUUCAUGCCCAUCGUCCUCGAACUAGUCCCACUAGCAUAUUUUGAAAAAUGAUCUGCAUCUAUACUGUAA
This is a messenger RNA of Puma concolor (puma), 684 nucleotides long. Lineage: Eukaryota; Metazoa; Chordata; Mammalia; Carnivora; Felidae. The record is from the annotation of a RefSeq genome assembly.